Dicrocoelium dendriticum is the source of this 525-nucleotide messenger RNA. Lineage: Eukaryota; Metazoa; Platyhelminthes; Trematoda; Plagiorchiida; Dicrocoeliidae. The record is from the annotation of a GenBank genome assembly.
AUGAAAACUGUGCGCAUUCUAGACCCCCUGCAACUACAGCUACCAAUGAUAACAGAGAAUUUUGCAAGCUAUCUGGAAGAAUCACGUGAGGCACCUGCACAACUACGAGAUUUGGUAAAACUUGUUGCAUCUGCGGACCGUUUCAUCUUCACAACCUGUGAAUAUCACCACUGCAUGCCUCCAGCCCUCGCCAACCUACUGGACAACAUGCCAUUCAGUGCGCUGUGUAACAAGCCCGCUGGUAUCAUCGCUUAUUCGACAGUUUCGGAUGGAGGACAAGUGGCUGCAGAUCAGCUACGCGCUAUGCUUUGCAGACUUGGUUGCUUCGUGGUGCCGCACAUCAUGGUCCUAUACAAUGUGGAUAAAAGAUUGCUUCCCGGAGGCGAGCCCACAGGAUCUACGAAGGACCGAUCCUCAUUGCUGAAUGAAUUGGACAUAGUGUUGGAACAAGUGGAGUAUUUGGGAAACGCUUUGAGGACAUACCGUGUCAUUGCGACUGAACCUCUACCAAGAUGCCGCGCUUAA